UGAAAAAACUUCCUGACUUGGCUGGUUGUAACGUCGAGCAAUCCAUCUUUCGUAAAAAAAAUAGUUAUAUAUGGAAAAAUAACCUAUAGAAAACUAGCACAGGUAUACCUUAUUUAUCAGAGCGUUUUCUAAGACUUGUCUCAGCUAAACUGUUACCUUCUUCAGCUUAAGGGAGACUAGCUAAAAUAGCUGCCAUUGCACUGGUUGUUGUUUUCGGUCAGAGGCCAUGAUGGCGUCGAGCUACAACGCGAAGGAGGAAGACGGUCACGUCGCCGUAUCUGGUGGUGGGACCAUCAAGAAUAAAAAGCCCGAAAACACAGCGUUUAAACAACAACGAUUACCUGCUUGGCAACCCAUUCUGACAGCUGGCACAGUUCUCCCAGCUUUCUUCGUUAUCGGUCUCAUCUUCAUCCCUAUUGGGAUCGGACUCUACGUCACGUCCAACAACAUCAAGGAGUUCGAGGUAAGGGGGUUGGUUGUCACUAGUUACCACUAGUCUGGGUACCAGUCUUUAGCUAACAUUCCACUGCUUGCUAUUGCCAAAGUGACUGGCCUUUCGGCAGUCUCAACGUGCAGUUUGAUUUGCGGCGGAGUUGCACAUUGGUUGUUGGAAAUAACAUUCAAGUAAUAUUUUCCAUGACAUAUGAAGCCUCAAAAACAAACAUUCAGCUAUUAAAUAGGCAAGUUGUUGUAUUUUGAUGCUUAAAGUGGAACUGACAGCGUUUUAACUACUUUGCAGAUAUGAAACAGACAAUCAUAUCAGUCAAAUAUCAAAAUCUCAGUAUAUGCUUCAAAACCAACUUUUAUAAGAGGUUUUAAAAAUAGAUUAUGUUUGAUUCAAAAUUCCAUUAUAUAGAGUAAGGCAUUGUUGUUAAGGCAUUGUUGUUGGCAGAAUAGAUGGAUGCAGUUACAUGCAUGAUUAAUAUAAUUCACCAAUACAUUUCUUGGUUGUCCAAUAUAAAUAUUGCUAUCAGGUUCUAAAUCACAGCUAGCCUUCCUAAUUGACCUGGCCCAGGUAUCCUGGAUGGAUAUAGAUCUCAUUCCGUCAGUAGAGGAUGCCUGGUUGUUCUUUAAAAGUAAUUUCCUCUCAAUCUUAAAUAAACAUGCCCCAUUCAAAAAAUACAGAACUAAGAACAGAUAUAGCCCCUGGUUCUCCUCAGACUUGACUGCCCUUGACCAGCACAAAAACAUCCUGUGGCGUACUGCAUUAGUAUCAAAUAGCCCCCGCGAUAUGCAACUUUUCAGGGAAGUUAGGAACCAAUAUACACAAGCAGUCAGGAAAGCAAAGGCUAACUUUUUCAAACAGAAAUUUGCAUCCUGUAGCACUAACUCCAAAAAGUUUUGGGGCACUGUAAAGUCCAUGGAGAAUAAGAGCACUUCAUCCCAGCUGCCCACUGCACUGAGGCUAGGAAACACUAUCACCACCGAUAAAUCUACAAUAAUCGAGAAUUUCAACAAGCAUUUUGCUACGGCUGGCCAUGCUUUCCACCUGGAUACCAGUACCCCGGCCACCAACUCUGCACCCUCUGCUGCAACUUGCCCAUGCCCCCCCCGAUUCUCCUUCACACAAAUUCAGACAGAUGAUGUUCUGAAAGAGCUGCAAAAUCUGGACCCCUACAAAUCAGCUGGGCUAGACAAUCUGGACCCUUUCUUUCUAAAACUAGCUGCCGAAAUUGUCGCAACCCCUAUUACUAGCCUGUUCAACCUCUCUUUCGUAACGUCUGAGAUCCCCAGAGAUUGGAAAGCUGCCGCGGUCAUCCCCCUCUUCAAAGGGGGUGACACUCUAGAUCCAAACUGUUACAGACCUAUAUCCAUCCUGCCCUGCCUUUCGAAAGUAUUUGAAAGCCAAGUUAACAAACAGAUCACCGACCAUUUCGAAUCCCACCGUACCUUCUCCGCUAUGCAAUCCGGUUUCCGAGCUAGUCAUGGGUGCACUUCAGCCACGCUCAAGGUCCUAAAUGAUAUUAUAACCGCGAUCGAUAAUAGACAGUACUGUGCAGCCGUCUUCAUCGACCUGGCCAAGGCUUUCGACUCUGUCAACCACCGCAUUCUUAUUGGCAGACUAAAUAGCCUUGGUUUCUCAAAUGACUGCCUCGCCUGGUUCACCAACUACUUCUCAGAUAGAGUUCAAUGUGUCAAAUCGGAGGGCCUGUUGUCUGGACCUAUGGCAGUCUCUAUGGGGGUGCCACAGGGUUCAAUUCUUGGGCCGACUCUUUUCUCCGUGUAUAUCAAUGAUGUCGCUCUUGCUGCUGGUGACUCUCAGAUCCACCUCUACGCAGACGACACCAUUUUGUAUACAUCUGGCCCUUCAUUGGACACUGUGUUAACAAACCUCCAAACGAGCUUCAAUGCCAUACAACACUCCUUCAGUAGCCUCCAACUGCUCUUAAACACUAGUAAAACUAAAUGCAUGCUCUUCAAUCGAACGCUGCUGGCACCCGCCCACCCGACUAGAAUCACCACUCUCGACGGGUCUGACCUAGAGUAUGUGGACAACUACAAAUACCUAGGUGUCUGGUUAGACUGUAAACUCUCCUUCCAGACUCACAUUAAGAAUCUCCAAUCCAAAGUUAAAUCUAGAAUCGGCUUCCUAUUUCGCAACAAAGCCUCCUUCACUCAUGCUGCCAAACAUGCCCUCGUAAAACUGACUAUCCUACCGAUCCUUGACUUCGGCGAUGUCAUUUACAAAAUAGCCUCCAACACUCUACUCAGCAAAUUGGAUGUAGUCUAUCACAGUGCCAUCCGUUUUGUCUCCAAAGCCCCAUACACUACCCACCACUGUGACCUGUACGCUCUUGUUGGCUGGUCCUCACUACAUGUUCGUCGUCAAACCCACUGGCUCCAGGCCAUCUAUAAAUCACUGCUAGGCAAAUCCCCGCCUUAUCUUAGCUCAUUGGUCACCAUAGCAGCACCCACCCGUAGUCUGCGCUCCAGCAGGUAUAUCUCACUGGUCAUUCCCAAAGCCAACACCUCCUUUGGCCGCCAUUCCUUCCAGUUCUCUGCUGCCAAUGACUGGAACGAAUUGCAAAAAUCUCUGAAGCUGGAGACUCUUAUCUCCCUCACUAACUUUAAGCAUCAGUUGUCAGAGCACCUUACCGAUCACUGCACCUGUACACAGCCCAUCUGAAAUUAGCCCACCCAACUACCUCGUCCCUAUAUUGUUAUUUAUUUUGCUCUUUUACACCCCAGUAUCUCUAUUUGCACAUCAUCUCUUUUACAUCUAGCAUUCCAGUGUUAAUACUAAUUGUAAUUAUUUUGCACUAUAGCCUAUUUAUUGCCUUACCUCCAUAACUUGCUACAUUUGCACACACUGUAUAUAUAUUUUCAGUUGUUUUUUUUGACUUUAUGUUUUUUUUACCCCAUAUGUAACUCUGUGUUGUUGUUUUUAUCGCACUGCUUUGCUUUAUCUUGGCCAGGUCGCAGUUGUAAAUGAGAACUUGUUCUCAAUUGGCUUACCUGGUUAAAUAAAGGUGAAAUAAAAAAUAAAAAUAAAAUUGUUUGCUGCCUCCACCCAUUCGAGAUGUACUGUUUCAGUUUCAAUGACUCAAUAUUUUGAACAAAAACGGACGAUUUAAAAUAAGUCUGGGAAAGUUAUUACAAUCAGACUAACAAGGGCAAUGAUCACAAGUCAGUCAUAACGUGGCUAAUGGGCUAGCGCACGUGUCAAACACAAGGCCCGCGGGCCGAAUAGGACACACAAUGGAGCAUAAAUGAGCCAACAGUUGAGUCAUCUACUUUAUGAAAUUACAGCCUGAUGCGCUCACAUAGGUGAAUUCAACUUCCAUUGCACUGCUUUCGUGAGUCCUGUUUACAGCAUGCAGUGGAGGGAAAGUGUACAGACAAAUGCAGUCCUAGCUAGGCUACUAAAAUGUUGCAGUGUGGCUUCAAUAUUUAAAGCUUGACAAUCAAUAACCAAAAAACUAAACCUGCAACAAAACAUGUAGGCCUAUUACAGCAACAUUUGAGCAGCAAUGCUGCAUUCAACUGCACCAGUGAUCCAUGCAGUGCAAAAAAAAUGUAAAACAUGUUUUAAGUUUAAAUGUUACAACAAAACUAUUGCUAAGUUUUUGUUUUUGGGAAUUAUUAAAUACUUUUUUAUUAGGGUCGCAGCAUAUUAUGCACAUCUGCAAGCAUAGCAGCAAAGGCUGGACAAAUAUUAUAAUUUAUUUUGUUUUAAUAUGCUAAAAUGCUAUAUACAGCAUCCUAUGUACAUACGUGGACAUUAUAAAGGGCCAUAUUUUUCUAAUAAAUCAAUGGCCAGUUUUAGUUGCAGUUGCACGUUUUUUUGUAAAAACAAAUAGGCUAUGUCUGGCCCGCGAAUUCAGUGUGUCUUUUCAAUAUGGCCGUGCGCUGAUUGAGUUUAACACCCCGGGCUAGUGUAUCUAUUUAUGUAGCUAGCUAUUUAUUUAGCAAGCUAAAAACAUGGGGACUAACGUUAGCUAGCUAGCUGCUGGGAGGAUGUCAUUGGAAGAGUGGGUGAGUGACCGACUUUUUCCCCUCAUAUGUUUUUUCGGUGGCUACGGAUAAAGAUACAGGUGUCAUUCAGUUAGCUAGCAAGAAAUGUGAAUUGCUUUGCUAGCUACAGUGAGGGAAAAAAGUAUUUGAUCCCCUGCUGAUUUUGUACGGUUGCCCACUGACAAAGACAUGAUCAGUCUAUAAUUUUAAUGGUAGGUUUAUUUGAACAGUGAGAGACAGAAUAACAACAAAAAAAUCCAGAAAAACGCAUGUCAAAAAUGUUAUAAAUUGAUUUGCAUUUUAAUGAGGGAAAUAAGUAUUUGACCCCUCUACAAAACAUGACUUAGUACUUGGUGGCAAAACCCUUGUGGGCAAUCACAGAGGUCAGACGUUUCUUGUAGUUGGCCACCAGGUUUCCACAAAUCUCAGGAGGGAUUUUGUUCCACUCCUCUUUGCAGAUCUUCUCCAAGUCAAUAAGGUUUUGAGGCUGACGUUUGGCAACUCGAACCUUCAGCUCCCUCCACAGAUUUUCUAUGGGAUUAAGGUCUGUGGAGACUGGCUAGGCCACUCCAGGACCUUAAUGUGCUUCUUCUUGAGCCACUCCUUUGUUGCCAUGGCCGUGUGUUUUGGGUCAUUGUCAUGCUGGAAUACCCAUCCACGACCCAUUUUCAAUGCCCUGGCUGAGGGAAGGAGGUUCUCACCCAAGAUUUGACGGUACAUGACCCCGUCCAUCGUCCCUUUGAUGCAGUGAAGUUGUCCUGUCACCUUAGCAGAAAAACACCCCCAAAGCAUAAUGUUUCCACCUCCAUGUUUGACGGUGAGGAUGGUGUUUACAUUGACAUUUACAUUUUAGUCAUUUAGCAGACGCUCUUAUCCAGAGCGACUUACAGUUAGUGAAUACAUAUAUAUAUAUAUAUUUUAUACUGGCCCCCCGUGGGAAACGAACCCACAACCCUGGCGUUGCAAACGCCAUGCUCUAUCAACUGAGCUACAUCCCUGCCGGCCAUUCCCUCCCCUACCCUGGACGACGCUGGGCCAAUUGUGCGCCGCCCAUGAGUCUCCCGGUCGCGGCCGGCUGCGACAGACCCUGGAUUCGAACCAGGAUCUCUAGUGCCUUAGACCAUUGCGCCACUCAGGAGACCUUGGGGUCAUAGGCAGCAUUCCUCCUUCUCCAAUCACAGUGAGAUGAGUUGAUGCCAAAGAGCUCGAUUUUGGUCUCAUCUGACCACACUUUCACCCAGUUCUCCUCUGAAUCAUUCAGAUGUUCAUUGGCAAACUUCAGACGGCCCUGUAUAUGUGCUUUCUUGAGCAGGGGGACCAUGCGGGCGCUGCAGGAUUUCAGUCCUUCACGGCGUAGUGUGUUACCAAUUGUUUUCUUGGUGACUAUGGUCCCAGCUGCCUUGAGAUCAUUGACAAGAUCCUCCCGUGUAGUUCUGGGCUGAUUCCUCACCGUUCUCAUGAUCAUUGCAACUCCACGAGGUGAGAUCUUGCAUGGAGCCCCAGGCCGAGGGAGAUUGACAGUUAUUUUGUGUUUCUUCCAUUUGCGAAUAAUCGCACCAACUGUUGUCACCUUUUCACCAAGCUGCUUGGCGACAGUCUUGUAGCCCAUUUCAGCCUUGUGUAGGUCUACAAUCUCGUCCCUGACAUCCUUGGAGAGCUCUUUGGUCUUGGCCAUGGUGGAGAGUUUGGAAUCUGAUUGAUUGAUUGCUUCUGUGGACCGGUGUCUUUUUUAUACAGGUAACAAACUGAGAUUAGGAGCACUCCCUUUAAGAGUGUGCUCCUAAUCUCAGCUCGUUACCUGUAUAAAAGACACCUGGGAGCCAGAAACCUUUCUGAUUGAGAGGGGGUCAAAUACUUAUUUCCCUCAUUAAAAUGCAAAUCAAUUUAUAACAUUUUUGACAUGCGUUUUUCUGGAUUUUGUUGUUGUUAUUCUGUCUCUCACUGUUCAAAUAAACCUCCCAUUAAAAUUAUAGACUGAUCAUUUCUUUGUCAGUGGGCAAACGUACAAAAUCAGCAGGGUAUCAAAUAUUUUUUUCCCUCACUGUAUGCUGAAAUUGAAUGACUGCUAUCCUUAGUUAGCAUAUCUCUUAGUUGUUAAUCAAAUGUAUUUGGCAUUGAUCAAAUGGUCAGGCAGGCAGGCAAGUUCCCAUUCAGUUGUAAAACGUGGGUUGGGCAAAGAAUGCAUUGGCAGGCAAGCUGCAGAAGGACGAGCAGGCUACCAUUCCCCAUCGUUUCAGUACAAUUUUGACGGUGAACUAGUUGAAAGAGUUUGAGAGUUUAUCUAAUGUUCCCUCUUUAGAUUUUAGCUUAUCUCACUCUGGCUAGCAUUAGUUGUUGAUCUUGUUGUUGAUGUGCAUAGGCAACUAAGGGAGAGAGCCUACCUUUUCAUGUUUUUAUAAUCAAUAGGACUGUUAAGUUCCCAAAUGUAAGAGGACUCCCUUGGUAUUUACAUAUUUGCAGAAAUCCAUUCAGGUGGCUUUUGGCGAAUACAUUCUAAUGAUCUAAAGUCGCGCUGUUGCUAUUGCCUGUAAACACACAGUCCAGUUCAAAGUGAAUGAGGUCCGUGUAGCAAAUGGCUUAUUUGCAUAUUGACCUACUGAAGCUCUGAUUGGCUAAUAUCACUGGUCUGCGUAGAUUCCGGCCCUGGACAAGACUGAUGUUUUAUUUACUGCAGUGUCUAUUAAUUUUGCAAACGUAAGGCCACUUUCCCACUCUAUAUUACUAUAGAAUUCUCACAAAUGCCUUACUAUAAGUAAUUCCCAAACAUUCUGAAUUUAUGACAAUGUGAAAAUGACCAUAUCUAAGUGCUCUCUUGCCGGUAAAAAAAAAAAAAAAGGUGUCAUAUUCUUCCUUGGGGUGUAUAUGAACAGAUUUUUAUAAGAUUUAAUGUUGCUAAAAUGCUGUCAGUUCCACUUUAAAAUCAAAGCAUGGAUGUUUUCUGGUUGGAAUUGCAGUAUGCAGGUUGAGAAUUUAGACUUUUGACAGACUGGUUUCCUCUGUUCUCCUCAAGCUCAUUAUUAUAGAAUGUUCAUAUCUGAAAAUGGCAGAAAGGCCAGUCUGUUUGGCAGUAACAAGGAGUGGAAUGUUAGCUAAAGAGACUGGUUCUCAGGCGGUUACCACAGCCACAAAGUUAAAAUUGGCUAUAAUUAAACAAAAUCAUAAACAAAAAUGUGCUUUUUUGUCUUAAUUUAAAGCUGCAAUAUGUAACUUUUGGGUGACCUGACCAAAUUCACACAGAAAUGUAUGUUGUAGAUCUGUCAUUCUCAUUGAAAGCAAGUUUUUAAGAAGCAGUAGAUAUGUUCUAUGUGCGCUAUUUCUAUGCUUCCCGUUCUUAAGUUUAGAUUUUGCAUCUUACUUUUGGUUUUGUACACCAGCUUCAAACUGCUGAAAAUACAAUAUUUUUGGUUAUUGAAAAUAUUAUUUCACAGCGGUUUGAUGGUACAAUGAUUCUCUACACUAUACUUGCUUGUUAAGUGUAGAGAUUCAUUGCAACAGACUGCUGCAACCUGAUUGGCUGAACACUAUGCGCAACAUCCGGGACUAGCAUUCCUAAGCAUUAGCCACUCUAGCAUGGUGGUGGAAAAUUGUGUUUCAUAAAGAAAGUAAGCAUAUUUUCCCUGUUUCCAGUUGCAAGGGGUCCAUUUGAGUUUUGGAAAAUGCGUCAUUAUUAAAAUAAAAAAAAUGUUUGCUCCAUGAAGUAAUCCAACAGUGUGUAUGCCUCCAUCUUGUCUAUUUAAAAUCUUCUCUCAUUGAUCGAGACAGAUUUUACAUUUACAUUUUUAGUCAUCUGUCAUCAUGACAUAUUGCACUUUGGGGUGGACCCACCUGUCUCAAUCAAUGAGAGAAGACUUGAAAUAGACAAGAUGGCGGCAUACACAUAGUCAGAUUACUUCAUGGAGCAAAACUUUGGGGACCCCAGCUACUUUUUUAUUUGACACAUUUCCUUGUUUGAACCUUUACCAUUUUUAGCCUCAUAAUAUUUACGAUUUACUUGUAUAUAUGCUUCUACCACAGUUUUUCAUGAUUGGUAUCAAUAAAAAAUAUAAACUUGAACAAGUCCUACCAAGGUUAUUAUGGAUUUGAUGCCAGGUGCACCAUUGAAAUAAUGUUAAUGGACCUCAUCAGUCCCCCUGAGAGGCAGCAGAUUGCUAGCUAUUUGGAAAUUAUGUUUGGAUGUUCACAUUUCAUUACAGAUUGAUUAUACUGGGACUGACAUGUCCAGCCCAUGCUUCGACUGCUCCCAGAACUUUAGUUGGAACAGCACAAGACCAUGCACCUGUGCAUUGCCCUUCUCUCUGGAACAGCCUUUUGAAGUAAGUCUAAAGCAUGAUGUCUCAAAUUCACUCAGUUUGUGCUGUAUUCAUAGGUUGCACCUCGGUCACUUGGUCGCGUCAUGCAGUUGUUAUGAACUUUCUCAAGCCGCCCUCUACCGGCGACGCCAUAGUGGUGCCCUAAAGUGGUGAAAAACCCAGUCAUUCUGGACGGAGGCUAACUACUAUUUCGUCUAAAUUACACUAUAGUUCCUGGAAAUACGAUGACAUUGUUAAAGUAGUCCAAAUAUUUAGUAGGAAACAACUUUGCCAUCAUUAUCAUGUCGUCAAAUUGACUUUAGACAGAGGACAAUGUAGUCAUUAGCUAGCAAAGUUCGUCAAGAAUAGUUCGCAAUGCUAACGUUAGCUAGCUAAAUCCGGUAGCCUCACCUUAAUCUUAGCUAGCUAGCUAACGUUAUACUGCAUAUAAAGUCAAUCUGGCGACAUCAAAAUGAUGACAAAAGGUUUUCAUACUAGUUAUGUCUCCUUUUGAAUGUAAUUCUAUUUCCAAGCCACUGUAAUGCGCUUUUGAUGAAAUCUUCAUCAGCGCUCAUUGACGAUGCAUUGAGUAGAAUGCUCAGUCGGACACCAGUCCAAAACGAACGUUCAAAACAAUAUUGUGAUGAAACAUGCAACCCAUAAAUACAGGUACCCUUCAAUUGAAAAUAGAUCAUCAUAAACAUGUAAUAGUAUUUUGUCUCAACAGAGCAAUGUCUUUAUGUAUUAUGGCCUGUCCAACUUCUACCAAAAUCACCGGCGCUAUGUCAAGUCCAGGGAUGACAGCCAACUGAAUGGAGACCCCACCUCUCUAAUGGUACGUAUUAUGAACAGGGGUUCAGUACAAAUAUAACAUUUUGACACUGCAUUCCUGAAUAUCUGCAAUGACUUUUGACUGAUCAUCAUCAACUUUAUAUGUUCAGUUAUUUGGCAUAUCCAUCAAAUUGUCAAGAUGUCAUGUUCUGUGCAAUGACCUACAUGUAACAUUACCUGUCUGCUUGCAAUGUCCACAGAACCCUAGUAAGGAGUGUGAGCCCUACGCUCGCAAUGAAAAAAUGCCCAUUGCGCCAUGUGGUGCCAUCGCCAACAGCAUGUUUAAUGGUAAGACAGUUCUGUCCUUUUUAGAUCAUAAUUACAAGGAUUGCAAUAAGAGCAGCUCUGUUUAGUCAUGAUCUCUAUCCUCACAGACACUUUGGAGCUGUAUUACAUUGACCCUAAUGGCACAAGAAUCCAAAUUCCUCUGAUGAAGAAGGGCAUCGCUUGGUGGACAGACAAGCAUGUGAAGUUCAGGAACCCAGGAGGCAACCCCAACCUCACAAGUGCUUUCCAAGGUGAGCAAGCAUUCAGCAGAAUUGUUACCAUUGAAGUUGAUAAGGAGUCUCACUGUCUUUUCCUAGGAAACUCACUGUCAUUUCCUCCCAUAGGAACAACCAAGCCGAUCAACUGGCGCAAGCCUGUCUAUGAGCUGGACACAGACGCUGAAAAUAAUGGCUUCAUCAAUGAGGACUUUAUUGUGUGGAUGCGCACAGCUGCCCUCCCCACCUUCCGUAAGCUGUACCGUAUUAUCCAGAAGAAGAACAACAUGACGCCGACUCUUCCCCGGGGCAACUACACCCUGGAAGUCACCUACAGUAUCCUUUCACAGGCAGCUGUUCAAAUGAUACAGCUUUACUGGAAGUUUGGGUUUGUGGAAUGAUAGCUUGUGAUGUUAAUAUUCAUUUUUCAAAUCAGUCAUUGUCAUAAUAGGUCAGACAGACCAGGUCGAUGUUCAGCCGUGCGCAGUAGGGGGCCGUUCCUUCACUUGCUAUAACAAUAGGUACCACCUGCUGGAUGCCGAUGAAUGCUGGCUUUCUUCGUCGUUUCCACUAAUGUAGACUAACAUAUUCAUAAUGAGUCCACAUGUUUUUUUUUAUGAUACCCUAAGAUCUUUGUUGCUAAAGAGUUCUUUGGUUAGUCAAAUGUUAAAUGGGUCUGAAGUUGAACAUUUAAAAAAAAUCUUCCUUAAUGAGUUGAUCCCAGACUAUCCUGUUCGUAGCUUUGAGGGGAGGAAGCGUGUGAUCCUGAGCACCAUCUCCUGGAUGGGGGGCAAGAACCCUUUCCUGGGCAUCGCCUACAUCACUGUGGGCUCCGUCUGCUUCUUCCUGGGGGUGGUCCUCCUCAUCAUCCACCACAAAUAUGGCAGCCGCAACAACAGUGCUGAUAUCUCUAACUAAAGAUGUCCUGUAUGUAUGUUGCAUGCUGGCUAGCAGAGGAAGCGUGCAUAACCAGAGGUGAAUUACAAGCUCUGGUGGUACCCUUGUGUCUGGCUUAUGUACUAUAUGUAAGAAUGGCCUGCUUGUCAAAAGUGCUGUGCAAGGAUUGGAAGAGGAAAGAUGUCAGGUGAGAGUUCCGAUAAAGUAGAAGUUCUCUCGUAUUUAUUUUUCAUGGUCAGAAAGCUAUGCAGUUAUGUAGGCGGUUUUGCUGUGAAGUCGUUGUAUUGGCAGUAAGUUGAAAUUGAAUGACGCUACAUCGAUGUGAAAAUUCUAGUGCAGAUAAGUUUUAAUGUAGAAAUAUGUGUAUGUCAGUCAUAGAUGUUUACUUCUAUAUUAAUAAAUUAUUUAAAAGAAUGUUUCAAUACAGUCAAGCAAAUCUGAACUGUCCUUUAGGUUAGAAUUGCUUCAAGAGUCAAGGCUGUAGACUUUUUCUUAGAAGUAUGUUGUGUGUUACAGUACAGUAGUUUGAGUCACAUUUUUCUGGUGUGUUUACACUGCAGAUAGGGGUCUAUAGAUUGCACAAGGAUGUGCACUCAUUUUCAGGUCAAGUAUUAUGGAUUGAUUGCAAUGUAUGUACUUCUAUUCUCAGUACAGUGGCUUGCAAAAGUAUUCACCCCCCU
Coregonus sp. 'balchen' is the source of this 11634-nucleotide messenger RNA. Lineage: Eukaryota; Metazoa; Chordata; Actinopteri; Salmoniformes; Salmonidae. The record is from the annotation of a GenBank genome assembly.